Vicia faba (fava bean) is the source of this 1137-nucleotide messenger RNA. The record is from the annotation of a GenBank genome assembly. NCBI's taxonomy places the organism in Eukaryota, Viridiplantae, Streptophyta, Magnoliopsida, Fabales, Fabaceae.
AUGAUUCCGGUUGAUAAUGGUAUUAGAAGCCCCCAAAGUGAAAUUGAAGAAUCUAAUGGGAGGCAAGUGAAGGAGUUUGCUUCUGUAGAUAUUUCAAACUCUACAGACACAUUACCAAGCAAUGAAAAUCCUCACACAAAGUUAAAGCACCUUGCUAAUGAGAAAGACCUUAUUUCACGGUCUGUGCCUUCUCCAUAUUCCAAUGGUCUAAAAUCGCGUUUCCAUAGGAUGUUUGCUCAGAAACUUGAAUGGAAUUCAGUCAAGAAAAUAUGGAGAACAAAUGACAUUUCUACACUUAGAAUGAUUUACUGCAAAAAUGGUACUUCUAAGCCACAUGAAUGGAGACAUAUGAUGGUAGUGGUUAUUCUCCUUCAUGUUAACUGUUUUGCUCAAUAUGCACUCUGUGGUCUAAAUUUAGGAUACACAAGGUCUCAGCGACCGACAGUUGGAGUUGGAAUUACUAUAUUAGUUGCAAUUGCGACACCGACAAUAGCUGGAUUCUACAUUAUUCUUAGUCCACUUGGGAAGGAUUAUGAUUGUGAGAAGGAUGAAGAAUCACAAGAUCAAAUUACGAAACCGUUUGAGAAAAAGUAUGCAUUUGCAUCUAAAGAUCAACAGGGAGAAGUAAUAGAAUUAGAAAAUAGACCGAAUUGGAGUGGAGGAAUACUUGAGAUAUGGCAUGAUAUAUCUGUAUCAUUUCUCUCACUUUUCUGCAUUUUUUCUGUGUUCGGUUGGAACUUGGAGAGACUUGGAUUUGGGAACAUCUAUUGGAAUCAUCCUUUGUUUUUGUGGUUUACUUUAUGGUGGCUUUUGGAGGAUACAAAUGAGAAAGAGGUUCAAUUUUCCUGCAUACGAUUUCUGUUUUGGAAACCAUCGGUUUCUGAUUGUACACUUUGGUUAUGCUGUUGUUGGUGUUCUCUUGCUCAAGAAACGAGGACUGGGAAUAAUUAUGAUAUCUUGGAAGACAAGUUAUGUUUGAAAGAAAUUGAUACUUGUGAUCAAGUUUCAACUUCGAAUUUGGAUAGAGAAGAUGUAGUAGUAUCAACCAAAUCUGACACAAGUUUUACUCUUGAAAGCGGUAAAGAUGUAACAAUGACUCCACCAUCUCCAUCGUUAAUACAAAAAGAAUAUCAUUAG